CUAGCUCAGUGGAGCGGGAGUAGUGAUUAUCUCCAACCAAACCAUUUGCUCAUGGCUGCUCCUCCUAGCGCGUCCAUCCUCGUCGGCCCGGUCCCGUUCAAGGACGUCGUCGGCGACGACGACGACAACGGAGCCGCCCCACCGGACGAGUACGACGACAUCGUCUCCGCCCUGCCGACCAGCACAACGAUCGGCUUGCGUCACUACCACGGCGCCUGGGUCAGCGAGUGGAGGGUCCGGGGUGUCAUCUCCGCCCAGCGACGCUUCGUCCCGCGCCCCGGCGACAUGCUCCUGGGCAGCCCGCCCAAGUGCGGCACCACGUGGCUCAAGGCGCUGUCCUUCGCUGUCAUGGCGCGCGACGCGUACCCGCCCGGUGCCGACGGGCACCCGCUCCGCCGCCUCAACCCGCACGACUGCGUCCCCUUCAUGGACGAGCUGUUCAGCGCCGGGCAGCAGGCCAAGCUGGACGCGCUGCCGUCGCCGAGGCUCAUGAACACGCACAUGCACCACUCCCUUCUCCCGGCCUCCGUCGCCGACAACCCCGCCUGCAAGAUCGUCUAUGUCUGCAGGGAGCCCAAGGACAUGGUGGUCUCGAUGUGGCACUUCCUCCGCGGCGCCUGGCGGUUCACCUUCGCUGAGCUAUUUGAGUGGGCUUGCGAGGGGAAGACGCCCAACGGGCCGGUAUGGGAGCACAUCCUCGGGUACUGGAGGGCGAGCAGGGCCGCGCCGGAGAGGGUCAUGUUCCUGAGGUACGAGGAGAUGCUCGCGGAUCCCAUCGGCCACGUCCGGGAGCUGGCGCGGUUCCUCGGGCGGCCCUUCUCGGCCGCCGAUGAGGCGGCGGGGCUGCCGGCGAGCGUCGUGGAGCUGUGCAGCUUCGAAGCUCUGAGAGGCGUGAGCGCCCGGAGCGCGGGGUCUUGCAGCGGCUCGCGCGUCGAGUUCUCGCACCAGUCCUACUUCAGGAAAGGGGCGGUGGGGGACUGGACCAACCACAUGACGGCAGACAUGGCGCGCCGCUUCGACGCCAUUGUUGAGGACAAGCUCCGUGGGUCGGGUCUCGCUUUCAACUGACUCAUCGUUCCCCAACUUUGAGCCGAGGUUGGACUUGAAAACGAGCAUUUGGACGGCUUACUUUCAAUAAACAUUGUGUAUGUUUUAUAUUUCAAUAGCACAUAAUUGAGUUGGUGAAGGUAGUUCGACUGUCACUCCACCAAAGGUAACUUGUACAAAUCCUAUUAAAACAAGCAACUUACAAACAGUGGGGCAUCUCCUCGUCAUUUUUCACUAUUCUAUUCUAGAGCAAAACAAAACAUAUAAGUUGUGGCUAGAUCUCAGUCGACUCAAACUUAACAAAGUCUCAGUCAAAUGACAGAACAUAUAGAAAAAGAAAAAAAAGAUUUAAAAGAAAAUUUUA
This is a messenger RNA of Triticum dicoccoides, 1411 nucleotides long. Its product is annotated as flavonol 3-sulfotransferase-like. The transcript has a single exon. The record is from RefSeq and is a predicted model, not a curated record. Bases 52 to 1068 code for a protein of 338 amino acids. Lineage: Eukaryota; Viridiplantae; Streptophyta; Magnoliopsida; Poales; Poaceae. Gene Ontology annotation, molecular function: sulfotransferase activity.